Molecule: messenger RNA, 884 nt
Organism: Dipodomys ordii (Ord's kangaroo rat)
Lineage: Eukaryota; Metazoa; Chordata; Mammalia; Rodentia; Heteromyidae
Product: chromosome unknown open reading frame, human C14orf132
Exons: 3
Coding region: 1-366 (121 amino acids)
Source: RefSeq, a predicted model, not a curated record
AUGCCUCCAUCAGCAAAGACAGAUGCGUCUAGGGUCAAGAAGGCCGCAAGGAGAGAUGGCCGCCAAAGGCUUCGGAAUCCGCCUUUGAUGGGCUCAGCUAAACGCAUGGUCGUUUCUGUGUGUGGGCAAGUGGAGUCCUCGCUCCCCAUGAUGGGAGGGGUGUUCAUGGACUCCCCCAACGAGGAAUUCAGCACCGAGUACUCCCUGUUCAACUCCUCCAGCAACGUCCACGCGGCCUCCAACGGCCACGGCCAGCUGGAGGAGCCACCCCGCUCCUCCAACGACGCCGUCCUGCUGUGGAUUGCCAUCAUAGCCACGCUGGGGAACAUCGUGGUGGUGGGCGUGGUCUACGCGUUCACCUUCUGAGGGAACGGCCACCGGCCAUCGCAGGACGGCGUGUUUUCCACCGGGCUCGCCGUGGGCCGUGGCUGGCCGUGUGGCCCAGCCCUGCUGCUGGCCUCUGGCUCUAAACCAGCGGUGCUGAGCCCUGGAAUGGCCUCCCCCUGGGGCAGCCACCAAGGAUCUGGAAUUUUCCCCAGACCGCAUUCCUGGCUCUGGCCAAGCUGAUUGAGAAGAUAUGGAAGUUGGGGUCCCGGCCACAUGGGGGACCAAGGCCCACGUAGAACAGGAUAGAGAGUCCCUGAAAACACCACCCCCAAACCCCAGACCGGCUGGAGCAGCCAGUUAGGGUUGAGCUGUAGACAAAGCUUGGUGAUCGCUUGUUGCAGUCAGUAAUCACUUGUGGGACUUGUUCAUGGUCUGGUCUGUGGCUCUGGGACCAAAGCUGUCAUCAGAACUCAGAGUUUCCAACCCAGCCUUGGUUUUGGGCCUGUCCCUUGGCAUAUGGAUGACUCCUGAUCUCACUUAUAAGUGGCACUUGGUCA